AUUUUGACAAACCCACACAGACAAACUCAGAUAGAGAGAAGAGGGAGAGAGAUGGGGAAGCUGAACCAUGAUCAAACCAUCCAACACUUCAGCCACCCUCAUCUUCUACAGCUAUGCAACCUCGAUCAACAACAACUUCUUGCUCAGCAGAUCACAGCACCAUGUUCAGGAUGUAAGCUCCAACCAUAUGGUUUUAUGUACACAUGCGGAUCUUGCAACUUCAACCUCCACCUCUCUUGCACACAAUUCCCACAGCUCAUCACCCACCCCUCCCAUCCCAAUCAUACACUCUCUCUCCUCCCAAUCCCUCUCUAUCCGGGUGGCCAUUUCAAUUGCGAUGCUUGUAACCAUACCGGAAACGGAUUCAGCUACCACUGCACCCCUUGCGAUUUCGAUCUCCAUGUCCUCUGUGCUUCAAAGCCACUCACCAUUGCCCACCAAUCCCAUCGUCACCACCCCCUUGAACUAACCUUCAAUCCUCCUUAUGAAAGCAAAGCUUUUUCUUGCGAUAUAUGCCACAGAAUAGGGUCUAAACAAUGGCUCUACCGUUGCAGCGCCUGCGAGUUUGAUGUCCAUUUGGACUGUGCAGCAGCUAUGCCCAAACCAAUAUUAUUGGGUCAACCACAGCCACAGCAGUUGCUACAGAACCAACAUUCGUUUCCGGUGACGGGGACUAAUAGUCGAUCCCAGGCUCUGGUGACUGGCGGUGGCAAUGGUAAUGUACCUUUAGGACCAGGUUAUUAUAUGCACAGUGCAAGUACUGGGUCUUUGCAGAUGUAUCAACAACCUCCUCCCACACAUGAACCUGGGAAUUCCUUAAUGAAUGUGGCAGUUCAAGGAUUUAAUGACGGUGCUGCACAGCAAGUGGGACAAAAUGUCGUGCAAAGUAUGAUGGGUGGUGGCAAUGACGGUGGCAGUGGUGGUGGCGGAACUGGCGAUUUGUCUUCAGCAUCUAUCUUUAAUGUUGGAUCUUCAAUUCUGGGCAGCAUAUUUGGAGACUCAAACACACAAAACUAGGAGUUCAGUUGAGCUUCAAAGUUCCUUAGUCUGUAAUAGGAUUUCUGUUUACUGUUGUAUUGCCUGCAUUUAUACGUGCAUAAAAAGUAUGAGUAAUGUUAUUUAAAAUGAAC
Molecule: messenger RNA, 1130 nt
Organism: Ilex paraguariensis (yerba mate)
Lineage: Eukaryota; Viridiplantae; Streptophyta; Magnoliopsida; Aquifoliales; Aquifoliaceae
Source: the annotation of a GenBank genome assembly